CCGUUGGGCCGGACCGGCGGCUGGGAGCGGGAGUUUUGAACGUUGGUGCGGGCGGCUCGAGAUGCAGCGCUGCCGGGGACCCUGGGCCACCUGCCCGGAGCAGGAGGAGCCGGAAUGCAGCAUUCAAGAAAAGAUUGACUUUGAAAUCCGCAUGCGAGAGGGAAUUUGUAAACUGCUUGCAGUGAGCACCCAAAAAGACCAAGUGCUGCAUGCAGUUAAAAACCUGAUGGUUUGCAAUGCUCGCGUACUUGCCUACAAGACAGAACUACAGAAACAAAAAGAGGAACCAGUCACGUACAGAACAGGAGGAGGGUGUUCAGAUGUUCGGACUAAAGAGCAUGCAGCAUGUAGAGGAAAGGUUGCCAUAUCAGAUAUUCGCAUACCAUUAAUGUGGAAAGGCUCUGAUCACUUCAACAGUAAAGAAAGAUCACAGCGCUAUGCAAUUUUUUGCUUAUUCAAAAUGGGAGCUGAGGUUUUUGAUACAGACAUGGUUAUUGUGGAUAAAGCAAUAACUGAUAUCUGUUUUGAAAAUGUAACCAUAUUUGAUGAAGCAGGGCCAGACUUCCAAGUAAAGUUUGAAGUGUAUAGUUGCUGUACAGACCAAUCUUCAACUAUAACAAACACUCCUAAGAAGCUAGCCAAGAAGCUUAAGACAUCCAUUGGUAAAGCUACUGGAAAGAAAAUCAACUCUUUGCAAGAAGACGACCUUGAAUCCUUUUCAUUCACUGACCCAAUCAUACCUGGUGCAAAAUACAGUUUGCUGGCACAUACCACUUUGGGGUUGGACAGUGCUGAGGACAAUUUCAGGACCCACAACCUUACCGUUACAGGAAAUGAGGAGUCGUCGUUCUGGCUUCCCUUAUAUGGAAGCAUGUGUUGUCGUUUAGUUGCUCAGCCAUUCUGCAUGGCCAAGGAUGUGAUGUCAGGAUUUCUUAAUCAGCAGCAAAUGGUAGGAAGCCUGACUAACUGGAGGAGGCUGUACUGUGUACUAAGAGGUGGUAAACUCUUUUGUUAUUAUACACCCGAAGAAAUUGAAGCUAAAGUGGAGCCAGCUUUGACAGUUUCCAUCAACAAGGGAAAAGAACCUUUGAAGUGUGGAAAGCAGUCAUUUUCAUUUCACAAACAAAUACACCAACCGUGUCUCUUACAGGAAACCAGAAUCCGUGCUGUGGAUAGGGGCACCGAGAAAAGAAUUAAUAACUUUACUGUUACCAGCCCUGUGGAUGGAGAGGCUGUGACUCAACUUUUUGCAGCUGACAGCAGGGAAGAACUUCAUAAGUGGAUGGAAGCUUUCUGGCAGCAUUUCUACGAUCUUAGCCAGUGGAAACAUUGUUGUGAAGAAUUUAUGAAAAUUGAGAUUAUGUCACCACGGAAACCACCUUUGUUCUUGACAAAAGAGGCAACCUCAGUCUACCAUGAUAUGAGUAUUGAUUCUCCAGUGAAACAUGAAGGUUUAACAGAUAUCAUACAAAGGAAAAUUGAGGAGACUGAUGGAGAGUUCCUGAUUGGCCAGAAGAAGGAGUCUGUACCUUCUGUAUGGGCCCCAUUAUUUGAUGGUUCUCACCAGAUGCUUGUCCAGAAAAAUAUUGUGUUUCCAGAUGCAAAUAGUGAGAUAGUAAGUCCUAAUGAUGGCAAAGGAAAGAAAAGAAGAGCUCCACUUCCACCGUCUGAUAAGCUACCAUACAGCUCAAAAACUCAGAUGAGCACAGAUCAGUUGGACAAGGAAAACUUGUGGAAGAAGCCUACCAUUGCACGUAGGACCUCUUCUUCUUUUGAUGCCAAGUUAUCUUCCAUGAUGCAUCAGUUGCAGAGGCCCAUUGCUGCUCCUCGCAAACUGGUUCCUUGCAGGAAAAGCAGCUCAAUUGACAGUGAAAAUCCUCUCUCUUCAGUUACUGAGACAGAGUCUGAAACCAAACCAGUGCCAGCUCCUAGACAGAAAUCCAUCAAAGAAAUACUAGAUCCUAGAUCAUGGUUGCAGUCACAGGUGUAACAUUUAGUUUAUAAAAGUGACCAACAUAUAAAGUUUACUAGUAUUUGACAUUUAUCAGUGACCUGAGUCUUUGAUAAGAACUGAGCCAUUACAACUAUUUUUAAUGUAUAUAAUUCUAAGCCCAUAUUUUGUAUUGCAAUCUCAGCUCUGCUUGUCACUGUCAAGAUCUAAAGAAUUUCUCUAGCAAAGUAUAAAGGGUACUCUGUGUGUGUGUGUGUGUGUGUGUGUGUGUGUGUGUGUGUGUGUGUGUGUACGCACGCGUGCGUGCGUGCAUGCACAUGUUGUAGAAGGGAACAUCUCCAAGUUGUUUAAACCUUUCUACUUCUCCACACUACAUGCAGUAUCGGAAAUUUCGUGCUACCCUUAAAGCAUGGUCACGCUCUAAAAGGUAAUUCCAAGGUUUGUUUCAGUGUCUCCAUAUCAGAUGUGCUCAAUUUAUAAAUUAAGACUUUUUGAACAACUUUGCCAGCUCAGUCUGAGAUCUAUGAGAUUUUUUUCUGGCCCGUACUGUCAGAAUUGACCAAGUCUAAUGCAGGUUAUCUAUUAAUUCUGAUAGCAUUUGAGACAGAAUAGAAUGAUCUCCUUCUAACUGUUGGUUUUGCAAGGCUAAUGGAACUUUUUAAAAAAUCUUAAUACCUAAAAAUUGAUAUAUAUGACUGAUUACACACACAAAGCACAUAAGAUGUCAAUUUUACAGUCACUUUUCUGACCAUUAUAAGGAACGAAUUACUCCAUAUCAAAAGUCUGUAAUACUGGCAUCCCACCAGUUGGUGGUAGACAAACUUGAAUGCAGAGCCUUAUUACUAGUAUAAUUUUUUUUUUCCCCUCACUUUUUUUCUUUGACUUUGAGACCUAACAUGUAGGUGAAAUCAUUUAGGUCAAACAACCCUGUUGGGUUUGUUCACCACUUUCAUGGGAGCUGCAGAUUACAGUGAGCAGAAGACUUUCUUGGGCUACUGCACGUGAUCCUCAAUGUAUGGAGAGGCCUCAUGCUACCAUCUCUGGAUUUCAGAGUACAGGUCACUACAUUUCCUCCAUGGAAACAACUGCAUCACACAAGAUGCAGACUUUCCUUUACACCAGAGCCUUAUCCACAAGCAAAGGACUGCUUGCUAGUCAGCCAUCAAGAACACUGGAAUUCAGAACUGUGUUCUGAAAAUCUUAUCAGUAAUUUUACAUACAAUUCACUAAAAAUUUUUAUAUAGCAGCAAAGCCUUCAAAAUAAGCCAUUGGCUUUGAAAUUCAAAGGCAAAGGAUAGAAGUAUUGUAGUAACAUCAAUCUAAUAUUCUACUGUCCCUGAUGUAUUCUGAAUUGCUAGUGUGUGUUUAAAAAUAAAUAGUUUUAAUCCUGGAAAGAAUUUUGGAAUAAUAGUAAACUCAAUUAUUUAGAGAUUU
Mauremys reevesii (Reeves's turtle) is the source of this 3385-nucleotide messenger RNA. It is a transcript of the gene RTKN2, whose product is annotated as rhotekin 2. Lineage: Eukaryota; Metazoa; Chordata; Testudines; Geoemydidae. The record is from RefSeq and is a predicted model, not a curated record. Gene Ontology annotation, biological process: hemopoiesis; positive regulation of cell population proliferation; signal transduction. The transcript has 13 exons. The coding region runs from base 62 to 1990 and encodes 642 amino acids.